AUGUUUUUCUUUCUUUGUUUAAAUCAAGCUAUUGUUGAUGAUAUUUUUACCCCGCGUAGCAUGGAUUCUCAAGCAAAUCCGAUUUCAUCCACUCCCAAGCAAAAUCAAGCCACAACGGAGAUAAAUUCAGAAAAUAAAAUUUCCGUCGAAAAUUUGAAACCACUUAAACUUAUUAAUACUGGCUUUAAGUUACGCACAGACAAGCCUCUCUUCAGACACUUCUCUCCCAAAGACACAAUGGCGUAUGAUGAUCGUCUUCAACAAAGAACAGUUUUUACUAAUACCAAAAACAGACCCUCUAUCGCAGGUAAACGUCCUCAACCUCGUUCUGUUUUAAGAGUUUUACCAGUUGAAAAACAAGAAUCUGAAAUAAACCAAGAAGAGUCACCAUAUUGCAUUGGAUGUGGUAUGUAUCUACAAAAAGAAGAAGUUAAACCAUUAGCUUCAUUCACACCAAACAUGGUUAACCUUGCUGAUUAUCUGGAAAAGUGCCAAGAUCAAAGAUUCUCUGAAAAAUAUCCAUCUUUAUGCAAAGAAAUUGAUACUUUAGAAUCAAACUUUGAUUUGUGGAAAUACUUCACUCCAAAAACAAAAACAUCUGCAGCACCUUCACGUCGUUACAAAGAUUCUUAUUCAUAUUUUGUUAACAAUCAGGAAGAAUCACAAACAAACGAACAAACAUUACAACCUCUUAAAUCCACCCCAUAUACCAACAGAAAACAGUCAACUCCAAAGGGCAUCUUAUCUACAAAACAAACAGAAAAAACAGAAGAACCAGUCGAUGACCCAAGUCAACUAACGUGCACCAAUGCAUCGGAUUGUGCUGGUUUGCUUGGACAAGGAUCAGCCUCCUAUAGGCCUGACAAAAAUUCAGAUGGAACAAUUUGUCCAUGGUGUGGCACUAUUUCACAAAAAGAACAAGUUGCACGUCCUAGUUUAAGAACAAAUUAUUUGUCUGGAUAUGCAGAAAAGUGCAAAAACAGAACAUUCUAUCUACAACAUGUUCAACAAUGCAAAUCAUUAGGCUUUUUCAAACCUCCCCUGUCAUCAUGGAAAGAGGAUGACAUAAAUUAUACAAGUCUUCCUUUCGCAGAGAAAAAUGAUUUAUGGGGUGAAUUUCAACCUCCUUCUAUGGGUGCCACUGGUGGUCCUCAUACUAAAGUUGAUUUAAGUAACCCAGAGAUGCUCAACCACGCUAUAGAAAAUGGUAUAUGCGAUGGUCUAACUUAUUUCGAGUGUCUUAAGAAACUUUUUGGUCCAGGCAAAGGCAGUCCAGUUAACGAACAAGCUACAAAUAAAGAAUCAGACUCAGAAGAAAACUUUUGGUCGCUAUUUUUCCCACCUAAAGCACACGCAGACGAACUUCACAAUUCUAAAUCUAACAGUUUCAGUACACUUGGAGAUAAGUGCAAAGACCCAACUUUCUAUAAAGAACAUACUUAUCUAUGCAUGUCAUUAGGCUAUUUCAUUCCUACUAAAGUCCAUGCCGCAGUUAAGCGCCGUCCAGGAUUAGAUGUUCUUAAUGGUCAAGAAAAGAAACCUCUUCAACUUGUUGAUACCGGUGUUCGUUUACCAGAAAAAAAUGAUUUAUCUGAAGAAGGCAAACAACCUCCAAAAGGAUGCAAUGGAAUUUCAAAUGAGGAAACCCUUCCAUCAUCCCAAGAGAACAAAAAACCGAAACUUGAUAGACCAAAAAUCGCUGACCGCAGUCAGAAAACAAAUGCAGAUUAA
Molecule: messenger RNA, 1731 nt
Organism: Trichomonas vaginalis G3
Lineage: Eukaryota; Parabasalia; Trichomonadida; Trichomonadidae
Exons: 1
Coding region: 1-1731 (576 amino acids)
Source: RefSeq, a predicted model, not a curated record